AUGAGUUAUAUGAAAUGUAGCAGGAAGGAGAAAACGAGUCACUCUCGCUUGGAACUUGGCUAUGAAUCCCCUCAUAAAGCAUCCAGACUCUCUUUUGUCCCCGAAAGAGUUGGUGAUAUGGUUACUGUCUUUAUAAGGUUUGGCAUUCUUGUGUGCCUUGUUGCAUCCAUAUCAUUCGCUCUCCACUCAGCAUUUGCUAAACCAGAUCGAUGGUUCCCAUUACCGGAGCACAUACAUACAGUCCAGAAUAAUACUUCUGUCAUUGACAGUGGACCAACAAAUAUCUCACAUAUUCUGUUUGGCAUUGGUGGAUCAGCUAACACUUGGCAUGAGCGUAGCAACUACAGUAAACUGUGGUGGAAUCCAAACACCACAAGAGGUUUUGUUUGGCUUGACAAGAAGCCUGAGAUUUUGCAGGCUGACAUGUUAGUGCCAUAUCAAAUCUCACAGGGCUGGAAACGGUUCAAGUAUGUGCACUCAGCUUCUGCAGUUCGGAUAGCUCGGAUAGUUUAUGAGAGCUUUAAGCUUGGUUUACCAAAUGUUAGGUGGUUUGUAAUGGGAGAUGAUGAUACUGUGUUCUUUACUAAGAACUUAGUUAAUGUGUUGGGAAAAUAUAACCACAAUCAAAUGUAUUAUAUUGGUGGGAGUUCUGAGAGUGUUGAGCAAGAUGUGAUGCAUUCUUAUGACAUGGCAUUUGGUGGUGGUGGAAUUGCCAUCAGUUAUGCAUUAGCAGCUCAUCUGGCCAAAAUGAUGGAUGGUUGUCUAAGUAGAUACUUCUAUUUUUAUGGUUCUGAUCAAAGGGUUUGGGCCUGUGUGAAUGAAAUUGGGGUGCCUCUUACCAGAGAAGGUGGAUUCCACCAGCUUGACAUAAGAGGGAACCCAUAUGGUUUUCUAGCUGCACAUCCCUUGGUACCACUUGUAUCACUCCAUCAUCUUGACCAAUUGAACUCAUUGUUUCCCAACCAAACUCAAAUUCACUCAUUGGAAAAGCUCAUCAGUGCAUACGACAUUGACCCCGCUCGGAUAGUGCAGCAAUGUUUUUGCUAUGAUCAUAAGCGUAGAUGGUCAAUAUCUAUCUCGUGGGGUUACACAAUACAAAUAUAUCCACUCUUGUUGACAGCAGUAGACUUGCAGAUGCCAUUGCAGACAUUUAAGACUUGGCGAAGUUGGGAAGAUGGUCCAUUCACAUUCAAUACUCGACCAAUGAGCUCUGACCCGUGCCAGAAGCCAGCUAUGUUUUUCCUGGACGAGUUUAAAGAGGUGGGAAAAACUGGAAGUAUCACUAUCUACAAGAGACAUGAAGGCGAGGGAGGGAAAUGCACAAGAACAGACAUUAAUAAUGUGGAAGUGGAAAGAAUUAGAGUUUCUGCCUUGAAGCUGGACCCGGAAUAUUGGAACAAUGUAUUGCGCAGGCAUUGCUGCCAGUUAUUAGGUGGUGGAAGCAUAAACAAUGGAAGUAUGCAUAUCAGGAUUAGGAAGUGCAGACCUCAAGAAACAAUUACUAUAUAG
Molecule: messenger RNA, 1509 nt
Organism: Sphenostylis stenocarpa
Lineage: Eukaryota; Viridiplantae; Streptophyta; Magnoliopsida; Fabales; Fabaceae
Source: the annotation of a GenBank genome assembly